GGUGAGUGAAUCAUUCGUCUCGUAUAACUACUACAUUUUUUUAGUUGACCUUCUUUCUGCUAGUGUCUGUUUUGUUACUGUCAAAAGCGAAUACUCGUAAUAAUGUCUACUAAAAGUGAAAUAGUCUUGAGCGAACAAUAUCCUAUUCAAGUACUAUGUAAUUUUAUCAACCCAUAUAAUGGAAGUCGGGAGACCCUUACGGCCUUCUUGACUAACUGCCAGGAUGCGUUAGAUCUUGCAUCAGACAGUCAAAAAAGACUAUUACUGAAAUUUAUAAUUUCAAAGCUAGAAGGAAAAGCCAGAAUAGCAUGCUCAAAUAAAAUAUUCGAUAACUUCGAAUCGUUGAGAGAAUUUCUUCGUCAAAAUUUUGGAGAAACUAAACACUACAGUCAUCUAUUUUUCGAUUUGCAAUCAUGUAAACAACGUGCUGGCGAAUCUGUGUCUGAAUUUUCAUUACGAAUCGAUACGUGCCUAACCGAGAUGCAGACCGAAAUCCAUAAUUCUAAUACAUCAAAAAAAGACCUAUCAGGUCGUAUUGCCAUGACAGAGGACCUGGCGAUACACUCUUUUAUGUUCGGACUGACUCCUCGUAUUGGUAACAUGGUGCGAUGUCAUAACCCCAAAAAUCUUAACGAAGCAAUUAAUAUCGCCAUUGAAGAGGAAAAAAUCCAGAACUUCGUUGCUAAGUCUCAUUCAACUCAUCAUCAACAGCCAAAAUUAUCAUCACAAGCUAGUUCAUUUAAUUCAACAAAAAUAGACACAAAACAAAAAAUUCCACCUCAAAUCGUUUGCAGUUACUGUAAAAACCCAGGUCAUCACAUUGCGAAAUGUAAGAAACGCGAAUACAAUAACAACUUACGUAAUAAUUCGUAUAAUAAAUAUCGCCCGCUUAAUCAUAUUCCACCUGACUCGGAAUCUUCGCCUUUUAAAUGUUGCGAAAUCGAGAAAACCGACAGUAAUUUAAACUAACGUGUCAGGUAUCGCAAAUGUGCCGGCGAUUGCCUGCAAACCAAACAGGCACAAAAUUACGUAACUCUACUAAAUCGCAACAAUGCAAAGAAAUUAUUAGGUCGUAUGCACAAGCGUGCAAAACUACUUCUAGUUCGUUCACUAAUUCGCCAAUUAAUUCGUCUUCUAAUUCGUUUACUAAUUCGUCUACUAAUUCGUCUACUAAUUCGUCUCCUAAUUCGUCUACUAAUUCGUCUCCUAAUUCGUUCACUAAUUCGUUUACUAAUUCGUUUACUAAUUCGUUUACUAAUUCGUUUACUAAUUCGUCUACUAAUUCGUCUCCUAAUUCGUCUACUAAUCCGGUUACCAAGCCUUCUACUAAAUCGUUUACAAAGUCACAUGAUAAGUCAACCCCGGUAUCCGCUAAGCCGGAUACUACUCGUAAAUCAAUCAGUCAACUUACCCCUCAAACGAUGCCAUCGGCGAUAUCUCAAGAAUAUUUGCCGACAGUGUACGAUAUUUCUCAGCAUAAAAACACACCGUUACCUUACAUACUUGUUCAUACAUCCCAUACCACGAAUCCUAUUUCGUUAUUAGUUGAUACGGGAAGUUCAAUAUCUCUUAUAAAAAGUACCAGUAUUCCUUGUUAACCAGUUCUUGAAAAUCACAAAAUAAAAUUCAAAGGCAUCAAUGACGUAAAUUCACACUGUGAAUCACUGGGCAAAUUCCUUUUGUCAAUAAAAACUAACCAAUCGAAUCUAUCACCUUUUUAUUUUCACGUAGUUAAAGAUGUUAACCUGGAUUACGAUGGUAUUAUAGGAUCAGAUUUUUUAGACAAAAAUAGUGCAUUUAUUAAUUAUUCAGAGAAAUACCUGGGCAUACUUAGCCCCUCUACGCAGCGUUUCAAGUUACAUAUGUCACAACCCUACUAUAUCGUUCCGCCAAGAAGCGAAAUGUUUAUUGAAUGCGCUGUUACUAACCCGGAGUUAAAGGAAGGUUUAAUUUUAAAAAACACGCAUGUAGACUAUCCUAGUGUGUAUUUUUCUAAAUGUCUAGUUAGUGUUAAACCAAAUAACAAAAUUAAUUUGUCUGUCCUGAAUACCUCUGAGUCGGAAGUAAGGUUACAUGACCUAUCUUUCACCCUCGAACCCGUGUCUCUGAUUCUAGAAAAUGACCCUCCGUCUAAUACUUCCGACAGUACUCACGAGUCAUGCUGUUACCAAAUUAGUUUUAACUCAGUCCGGGAAAAACGAGUUCAAGAUGCCAUUCGUUGCGAACACUUAAAUAAGGAGGAAGAAACAUGUUUACGCAGUAUCUGUUCCGAAUUCUCAGACGUGUUUUUUCUUGAAGGCGACAGCCUCACGUGUACAAAAACUCUUGAACACGAAAUACGCACUACAUCUGACACACCGAUCGCUGUUAAAAGUUACCGUUUCCCUGAGUGUCAUAAAGAGGAAGUACAUAGACAAAUAAAUGAUAUGCUACGUCAAAAAAUCAUUCAACCCUCUAUCUCACCAUGGUCAGCACCUAUAUGGGUAGUACCAAAAAAACAAGACUCCUCCGGUAAACCUAAGUGGCGUAUUGUUAUCGACUAUAGGAAGUUAAAUCAAGUAACAAUUGGUGAUGCCUAUCCUAUUCCGAACAUCACGGAUAUCCUGGACCAGCUAGGCCACAGUAAAUACUUUACCACUCUUGACCUCGCGUCUUCGUUUCAUCAAGUCAAGGUGAAAGAUACCGAAAAAACAGCAUUUAGUGUGCCCUCGGGCCAUUACGAGUUCACGCGUAUGCCUUUUGGUCUUCGAAAUGCUCCUUCCACAUUUCAAAGACUCAUGAAUAUAGUACUAAGCGGCCUUCAAGGCACUCAUUGCUAUACAUAUUUAGAUGAUAUAGUCGCUUUCAACCACGAUCUCUUGUCUCAUUGUCAAAACCUCAGAAACAUAUUUCAUAAGCUCCGUGAACACAACCUAAAAUUACAACCGGACAAAUGUGAGUUCUUUCGUCGAGAAGCACAGUAUCUUGGACAUAUUAUUUCAGAUAAAGGAGUAAUGCCUGACCCCAAGAAGGUUCUCUGUGUUACUAACUUCCCAGUUCCGAAGUCUCCACGUGAUAUAAAAUCAUUUCUAGGUUUAGUUGGUUAUUAUCGUCGCUUCAUUGAAAAUUUCUCCCAUAUUACUAAAGCUUUAACUAGCCUUCUAAAAAAGGACGCUACGUUUCAAUGGGGUUGUGAACAACAAAAAGCCUUCGACGAACUGAAAAACAAAAUAACCUCGGCUCCUAUCCUUCAGUACCCUGAUUUUACUAAACCCUUCGUACUAACAACAGACGCAUCCAAUUACGCUGUUUCUGCUAUUCUUUCUCAAGGCGAAGUAGGUCAAGAUCUCCCAAUAGCCUUCGCAUCUCGAACCCUGAACAAAUCAGAAGGAAAUUAUUCUACAACCGAAAAAGAAUGUUUAGCUAUCAUUUUCGGCACAAAAGUUUUCAGACCUUAUCUGUAUGGACACAAGUUUAAAAUCGUGACCGAUCAUAAACCUUUGCAGUGGCUAUUUAACUGCAAAGACCCCGGUUCUAAGUUAGUUAGAUGGAGGUUAAAAUUAGAAGAAUUCGACUACGAGAUUGAAUACAAAAAGGGGAAGUUAAAUUGUAACGCAGAUUCCUUAUCUCGCAACCUCGUUCAUACUCUCGAUGAACCAACCGUUUUACAACCACCCCCAUACCUUGAUGAACAGUCUCGAGUAGAUGAGCCCCUUACGUUCGAUGACUUGUCUCCGUUACCACCCCCCAUAGACUUCAACGCCCCAGGUUCCGUCCCUUCAGAAACCCCUCUUGGACAAGAAAUGCCUAGCCACCCUACUCAACCUCCUACAAAAGUCCCUUCUCCAUCACUGCCCUCGCAACCGUCACCGUCAACUCCUGAAACCUAUGAACAAUAUCUAAAAGUGUCCCGACAAUCGAAAGAUCCGUUUAACACAAAUAUUCAGGAAUUUAACGACUCUCUACUUAAAGCUAAAUGUAAGCUGAUAGCCUACCCUACCUCAAUUGACCUUGAUGAGUCUGUACCAUAUUGUUCAGAAAUCAUAGAAAUGUCCACAACUAUGCCUGACAUACGUGAAGUGGAGAGAGAACUGUACUCAUUUUAUUCUACCGGUAACGCCAGUCAUUUAUUUACACAUUUGUUUGUCCGUGUUCAUUUUUACGAUGAGUUUACGUAUAAAGAUAUUUUUAAUGUUUUACGUUGUUACCGUGACAUGAUAACUACAUGGUAUAGCGAGGAAAAAGAAUGUGCUAUAUCAGAUUUCUCAGACCCUUACACGAAAUUGUCAUUUACAAAAAUUUACAAUAUCGUUGCGUUUCUAUUUCAUGACACUCAAAUCAAAGUAAAUAUUUACCAUAACAAUAUCCAAUAUCCUACGCCUUCCGAAAUCAAAAAAAUAUUAAGAGAUCACCAUGAUUCCACGACUGCAGGUCACCCCGGAGUCGCUCGUAUGUUAGGACGAAUAAAAGAACUAUAUUGGUGGAAAAAUAUGCGACAAGACAUAGAAAACUAUGUCAAAAAUUGCAAAUCGUGCCAAAUAAACAAACCGCUGCGCCAAGUUAAUCGCUCCCCAAUGAUAAUCACGUCUACCGCCACUAGAGCUAAUGAAAAGUUAUUCCUAGAUUUAGUGGGGCCAUUACCCGAAACACACCAUAACAAAUUCAAAUUCAUUCUUACGUUACAAGACGAUCUCACUAAAUAUUCUCAAGCAUAUCCCAUGGUCACAUGCUCCGCCGAAGAAACAGCUCGUUCAUUAGUAAAGUAUAUCUCCCAUAUCGGUAUCCCUAAGAUCAUUAUUACAGAUCAAGGUGCUAACUUCUCUUCCGAAGUAAUGAAGCAGUUAGAGCGUUUAUUCGGAAUAAAACACAUUUUUGCUUCUCCAUAUCACCCGCAGACUUGUGGCGCCCUAGAAAGAAGUCAUUCGACUCUGAAAGAAUAUCUUAGGUCGUAUAUAGUUGAAAACCAACAUACAUGGGACUUAUAUCUUAGAACAGCAAUGCUAGCGUACAAUUCCAAUAUCCACUCUACCACAGGCUUUUCACCAUUAGAACUGUUAUUCGGGUUUAAACCCUACAUCCCUAAAAGUAUAGACUCUCUCGACCUUAAUACAUACAGCGAUUAUAUAAGAGCACUUAAUCACCGGUUAUAUUACAGCCGUCAAAAAGCUUUACAAAAUAUAGAGUCGUCAAAAGAAAGAUCAAAAAAAUACUACGACUCUCACUCGAAACCGAUUACCUAUAAUAUUGGUGACAUGGUCUACGUCCGUUGCCAUCAUAAGCAAAACAAAGCCUUAUCUCCUGUAUGGAAGGGUCCAUACAAAAUCAUAAAAAUAAACGGCAACCACACGGUCACCUUAUUAAUGAACCGUAAACACGUGCGUCACCAUUAUGAUGAAAUAAAAUUAGCAAAUGACGACGCACUAUAGUCUUAUUAAAGCUAACUCGUUUAAAUAAUCCCUUUAUUUUCG
Messenger RNA from Bombyx mori (domestic silkworm), 5447 nucleotides. RefSeq lists its product as uncharacterized. NCBI's taxonomy places the organism in Eukaryota, Metazoa, Arthropoda, Insecta, Lepidoptera, Bombycidae. Gene Ontology annotation, biological process: DNA integration. Gene Ontology annotation, molecular function: nucleic acid binding. The record is from RefSeq and is a predicted model, not a curated record. Bases 1863 to 5405 code for a protein of 1180 amino acids. The transcript has a single exon.